This is a messenger RNA of Trichoderma gamsii, 942 nucleotides long. RefSeq lists its product as hypothetical. The transcript has 3 exons. The record is from RefSeq and is a predicted model, not a curated record. The coding region runs from base 1 to 942 and encodes 313 amino acids. NCBI's taxonomy places the organism in Eukaryota, Fungi, Ascomycota, Sordariomycetes, Hypocreales, Hypocreaceae.
AUGCAUCAUACUCCACGUUAUUGCAAAUCGCCGACGCUGUACCAUUUCCUACUACGAGUCAUGGAGAAUACAACGGAGAUGUCAUUGCAAAUGAGGGCCGCAACAUGUGCCGGAGGAGUAUCUGAGCAACCACCGGAACAAGGAAGACGGAAGACCGAGUUGCUUCGCCCCCUUGACGUACAACAGCCGACAUUGCACUUUAUCACUGCGACUCUGCCACAACAAUUGAACAAUUCGAAUGCGCUAAGCCAGAUCAGAUCACAUGUUUCCAAGGAAUCUCAUGCUCGCCGGCGGCGGGCACUUACUGAGAGGCUAGCGCUGUAUCAAGCGGGCAGUUUCAGCGCCAAGCAACAAUUGCACGCUCGUAUCAGAGAUGGCGGAAGGGAAGCUUGUAAUACUUGCUUUCCGUGGCCUCUUUCCGAAACUGAACUAUUCCUCUUUAAUUUCUUUUUAGAAUGGGUCAUACCAAACGGUUGGACCGAAUGUAUUACCGAAGAAUCCCAGCGCUCGUUUCAAAGAAGUAUGAGAUCAAUUUUCGUCCCCGUUGCCAUGACAGAUAUAGGAUUAUUUACUGCCGUGAUGUACGUAUCAGCACGAAGAUACAGUCUCAUCUCAAACAAUACCCGGGAAGCAGAAAGGUAUCACAAACUCAUGAUACACUACCUUCUCCUAUGCUUAGAGAAGAUAAAAGCCAUUAUCAAUAUGAGAAGUUACCCAACAGAUGCUUCCAUGGCUCUGGUACUUUGUAUGGCUACAGAAGCACACUGGGAGGGGCAAGUGGAAGCAUUUCGCAUUCAUGGAAUGGCCUUCACUGAGAUGGUUGAGACUCGUAGAACAUUUUCAGAGCAAGAAAAGGUUUCUCCAUUCCUCCUAGAAAUGGCCUCGAAGUCAAUAUACGAUCCAAGAUAUAACAUUGUGAUGGGACCUUGCUGUACAAAUUAG